AUGAAGAGACUACGGCCGGAGAGGUGGGGCGGGCAAUUGCUCACAGCACCCCGCAGGACGACAAGCAGAGGAGCUUCUCGCUGUUUACGGCAGCAACAGUGCCUAGCUAGGAGUUUGCCACGGGCUUUUUCAUCGUCGGCGACGCACUUUACUGCAGCAAGCAAGCACGAAGAAAUUGAAUACGAGGAUGGAGAGAUAGAGACAAUCGAGGAGGACGUGAAAUCACCAUCAAAAUCGCCGACACCCGCCUUCAUACCCCCACACCCUAACAAAACCUCCUCAAAACUUGGAGCUCUUCAUGCACGUCUUAGACUUCCUCCACUACUCCCUCAAGAAACCCUCGCGCGAACAUUAAUCGACCCUUCCGCAAAUUCCAAAUCAGAUUGCAACAAUGCUACGCUCGCCCAACUCGGUGGCUCUAUAAUUGCCUUUCAUGUCUCAGAAUGGCUUUUAGUCACAUAUCCACGGUUACCAAUGACUGUUUUGUUUGCAGCAUCUUAUGCAUACAGCGGGCCCAAAACUCUUCAGUUGAUUGGGAAAGAAUGGGGCGUGGAAACAGCAGCAGCCCCGGGGAACGAAGUCGAUCCAGGAUUUCUACAAUUCAAAAAACUUGCACCUGGCACGGAACUGGCAGGAGGAGGACCAACAGACCGACAUGCAGCCACACGACGUGAUAAAGCCUAUUUCAGAAGGGGGGUGAGUAGUCGAGUGGUGUACGAUGACGAGUUUGGGGACAUCAUUCCCAAAAAAGAUAACCGAAACGCAUCUGUGCCUACCGAAGAAGCAUAUGCCAGUUUUGUCAAAGCCGUUGUAGGAGCGAUCCAACUGCACGCUGGUCGAGAAGAAGCCAAAGCAUUUGUCAAAGAUCAUAUACUCUCUCGUCACCUUGCCAUCAACAGUCUUUUUCAAUUCCAAGAACCCGUCAGGGAGUUAUCUCGUCUAUGUGCUCGAGAGGGGUUCGAACAUCCCAUUGCACGAAUACUGAGCGAGACGGGUAGAUUGAGUAGACAUCCUGUCUUUGUGGUUGGUAUUUUCAGUGGGAAGGAUAAAUUAGGAGAAGGGUCAGGCGCAAGUCUUCUGGAGGCACGAACGAGAGCUGCUGUUGCAACUCUAAAGUCCUGGUAUCUUUACAGUCCUGGGCAGGAUGCGAGAGUACCAAGUGACAUGGAGGAUGAGACAAAGAAGCAUGAGAAGUGGGAGCCGGUGCAUAUUGACAUGGGCGAGGUUAUACACUAA
Messenger RNA from Hymenoscyphus albidus, 1236 nucleotides. The record is from the annotation of a GenBank genome assembly. Lineage: Eukaryota; Fungi; Ascomycota; Leotiomycetes; Helotiales; Helotiaceae.